CAUCAUUCUAAGUAGUUAGUUAUGGACCUAUGUAAUGAAAUUCUAUCAUUUCUGUUAAAAAUAAAAAAUAAAAAAUAAAAAAAUAAAAACCCGAGAGGGGCGAACUGCGAAGUGAGUGCCAAGCGCGACCCGGGUUGCACCUUUGAAUCUCUCGACCCACCCCGAUCAGACCUCCCUACUCCUGCCUCUCCUUCUCUCUCGCUCUCCUCCGCCAAUCUUCGCUGCCUCCCUCCCGAUCUACCCUCGGUUUCAAAGGUUUCAAAUACCUUCUUUGAAUCAAGAGCCUCUUCCUCUUCCUUCUUUUUCGUUUUCCGAAAUAGUCCUCUGAAAUGGCAGCAAUUUACAGCCUCUACAUCAUUAACAAAUCAGGCGGCUUGAUCUUCUACAAGGACUAUGGGUCGGCGGGACGAAUGGACACGAAUGAUAGCUUGAGGGUUGCAAGCUUGUGGCACUCAAUGCACGCCAUUUCUCAGCAGCUGUCGCCAGUAUCAGGCUGUUUCGGCAUCGAGCUCCUCCAAGCUGACACUUUCGAUCUUCAUUGCUUUCAAUCACUCACCGGGACAAAGUUCUUUGUAGUGUGUGAGCCUGGGACACAGCACAUGGAAGGUCUCUUGAAACAUAUCUAUGAAUUGUACACCGAUUACGUCUUGAAGAACCCCUUUUAUGAGAUGGAGAUGCCAAUACGAUGCGAGCUCUUCGAAAUCAACCUAACGCAGGCAAUACAGAAGGAUCGUGUUGCCUUGUUGGCCAGAUGAUCAAUUUUCUUCCAUUCAUACAUACGUGAUACUUUCUGUUUGAUUUGAGCUGAGCUGGAGUUAAUCGUUCAUUCCCCAAUCAUUAUUAACCUUAAAGAGUAUGAUGUAUACCUAAUACGUGUGAUAAUUUGAGAAGAUUUACACUUAUA
Pyrus x bretschneideri (Chinese white pear) is the source of this 904-nucleotide messenger RNA. RefSeq names its product trafficking protein particle complex subunit 4. Gene Ontology annotation, cellular component: TRAPP complex. Lineage: Eukaryota; Viridiplantae; Streptophyta; Magnoliopsida; Rosales; Rosaceae. Gene Ontology annotation, biological process: endoplasmic reticulum to Golgi vesicle-mediated transport. The record is from RefSeq and is a predicted model, not a curated record. Bases 330 to 755 code for a protein of 141 amino acids. The transcript is spliced from 3 exons.